AUGACACCCGGACCUUCCUUCACUGUGCCUAGCACAUCCAGUCCCGCACCAGGCGAGUCCAUCCCUGUCGUGUCGUCAUCCUCGGCUUUUAGCUCUACUACAGAUCAGCGCAACGCAACCACCGCAGGAGAUCAAUCUCUCAAUCACAAUCUCAAUGUCAAUGAUAAUCCGAGUAGCAGUGGCACUAUGAGGCGCUCCGAUCCCAGCAGCCACGCUCAGCCCAAACACUGUGCUCGCUGCGGUUUGCUGCUCGAUGCUAUCCCAUCGUCGCAGGAUCGCCAGCCAGGCUUGCCUCGUACUCCUUCAUCCGCCUCCAUCUCGGCACCUAGUCCAUCGUCAUACGCAUUCGCGCCCGACUCAGUGCGCUCGCAGCAUCGCCUUCAGCCGCAUCAGAGCCUCGCAUCAGCCAUCAAUGCAGCCGCUGUCGUUGCUCUCUCCCGCAUUCUCGGCACGGACGAGUCGAUCUCCACUGAUGCUGAUGGUCAUGCAAUUUGCGCUCAGUGCGCUGCACAGCUCGUAGAUACUUCUGCGUCCUCUCCACAAGCGUCAUCGGCUUCUACAGAUACCAUUGACACCCAGCACUCGCAACUCGCGGCAACCAGCGCCGUCGGGCGCAACGGCCCGCCUACUGAUGCUGCCAACGCUACUCACGCCAGUUCAUCACCCACCACGAGCAGCACUUCCGCCACCGUUAUCCCGCCCACUGAUGCGCCGCAGACACAUCUCACAAUUUCCGUGGACAACAUGGGCGCUGGUGGCGAUGCUGCUCUCACGCAGUCUGCCGAGGACGUCCACAUGCAGGACCCCUCCAGUUUCCCACCCUUAGAACGCGCCCCUAUUACCCCAGCUUUGAGAGCCCCUCCUUCGCCGCCGGGUAUAGGACGCUCUACAAGUCGAGGCAGAAUUCGUUUCGUGGAGGCAGAGGAUACGGACGGACGAGAUCAUGCCGGAGCACCUCUCUCAUCCUCUUCUUCCGUCCUCGGCAGAUCCGGCAGCUUUUCGAGAAGUCUCAGCUACAACGGACCAGAGAGUGUAAGCUCUUCCUCUGCCCCCGUCGUGGUUAGCUUCCCUCCGUCCAUGGUUGCUACUCCUGCAUCCGAGACAGCUUCCGCGCUGAGCCUACAGAGUGCUCACCCGUUUGCAUCUUCUGCAUCUUUGCCCGCUCCAUCGUCUCAUCCACAGCCGAGUUCUCGCAGUGGUGGCACCACCGAUGCGUCUGUAGAUUCACAAACGCAUGUGUCUGCACCAGCAAACGCGGCAAUUGGCGGAGUCCAACAUCGCCGACCUUCCUCUGUGCGUCGACCGCGCCGCUCAAGCUCCUCUACGGGCCCUACUACCAUGCCGUUCGCCGCAGUUGGCAUCUCGGUUGCAUCCCUUUCAGAAGACGACGACCCAUUUGGACCAGGUGCGGUAUCACGACCACGGCUCAGCGAUGUUCCGACGCACCUGAUCGCAGAAGAGCUGUACAACGCCGCGAGGCAUACCCGGCCAGCAUCACUCAUUUCUGCGUCCACAUCGACCUCGCUGGCUGCUUCGUCCGCGCAACAUGCGGCCGGAAUCGACCCCACUCGAUCUAUUCGAUACCAUCCGGACCCGCUUUCCUUUUCCGACACCGCUUCCGACGCUAUCCUCCUGGUGGAAGCUGAGGGCGACACGUGCCAUGAUGAGACGCUCCGCAUGGACGUUGACGAUGACAAGGUGACCCAUGGCCUCGCUGCCAAGUGGGGCAAAGUGCGUUGGUUCGACCCAUACAAACCCGAUCCACUCGUUGAGCUUUCACGCUUGCGCAAUCCCCCAAAGGGUAGGGGAUGUCUCUAUCCAGGAGCAACCUUUAACGGCACGCAAAAGUCCGGUCGGAAUUCGUACGAUGUCACGGUCCGUGUUGUCAAUGUGGACCUGGAGGCUUCGCAUCUCUGCGGCUACCUCAACAUUCGUGGACUCACGGAGGACUGGCCAGAGCUCACCACCUACUUCGAUGCUGAGAUCAUCGGCGAUCGGUAUGGGUUUGUGACCGGAAAGUGGGGCGCAACCGAGGCAGACGACCUCAAGCACUGGGCACGCUUCCCACCGUUCCGACCGCUCCGCUCGGCGCUUUCCAAGCCAGGACUGAGGUUCAACCAUCUCAACAAGCCAUUUGUGUUCAUGAGAUGGAAGGAGAAGUUCUUGGUUCCGGAUCAUCGAGUUAGGGACAUCAACGGUGCCAGCUUUGCAGGUUUCUACUAUGUGUGCGUCGAGCUUGGUGAAAGCGCCGGUCGACCACCUGCUCCUACCGGACAAGAGGCAAGAGGUCGAAGCACGAGCAAUGCGUCAAUGACGAGCACUGACACGAGAGGACGUGUGUCGAGUGCGGAAGCAACAACUCUGUCGCAGCCCCCGAUCGCUGCAGCAGGUGGCUCCGGCUUUUCAACAGGUCCAGCCGUGUCUGGCCAACAAUGGUACGCAGCACGCACACAACGACGUCGAGAACUGUCGCUCUCUGCCCCUUCAUACCCUUCCUCAUACAAUACGCAAACAUCGUAUACCUCACCAGAUUCGCCAACGCAAACGUACUACCAUCCGAUCUACCACCCGCACUCGCCUCUUCCGCCGUCUGGACCUGGAUUCUGGCCCGCUUCGCCAACCAGCCCACACCUGCCGCUCACCAACAGCGCUACUGAGGAUCCCUUCGCCGACAUGUGGGACGACAUGGAGGAGGAUGGCUACGACGACCUGGGCGCGAUGGGCAAGAUGUCUGGAUUCUACUUUCAUGAAAACUCGGAACCGUACCAGCAGUUGAGUCUGCACCAUACGCCAGAAGCCUGCUCGAGCAGUUUCGAGAUGCGCUAG
This is a messenger RNA of Mycosarcoma maydis (corn smut), 2826 nucleotides long. RefSeq lists its product as uncharacterized. Gene Ontology annotation, cellular component: nucleus. Gene Ontology annotation, molecular function: ubiquitin protein ligase activity. Gene Ontology annotation, biological process: proteasome-mediated ubiquitin-dependent protein catabolic process. NCBI's taxonomy places the organism in Eukaryota, Fungi, Basidiomycota, Ustilaginomycetes, Ustilaginales. The transcript has a single exon. The record is from RefSeq and is a predicted model, not a curated record. The coding region runs from base 1 to 2826 and encodes 941 amino acids.